Molecule: messenger RNA, 501 nt
Organism: Protopolystoma xenopodis
Lineage: Eukaryota; Metazoa; Platyhelminthes; Monogenea; Polystomatidea; Polystomatidae
Source: the annotation of a GenBank genome assembly
GACGGGGCCAAGCAUGAGUCUGAUCACUUUUCCCCGCCCACCUCGGCCAUAUCGCCACCAGACCUGACCACACGACUCGGCCUCCCGGAAGGGUCGGUUGCAUGCACUUACGAUGAGGCUUGGACUGACAUGUCGGAGGAUUUUGCUCGCGAAAGAGCAGCCCAGCCCAGGUUGAGGACAGCGUGGACUGGGCAUCUCGCAGACGUCAAAUGUCCUCUCUCCUGUCACUCUUCGGGGCCGACGGACAAUGCUCGGUCUAGCGGCAAGGAUGGGGCAAAUGUGCCCAAAACUCGAGAUAGAAAUCCGCUUCUUCGCGAGCUCGCUCGAAAAGGGGAGUCAAAUGGAUUCAGCCAUGGCUUUGCAACAUGGCUUGAAUGUUUGCCGAAACGGAUUGUUCUCUGUUCAGAACCCCGAAUUGGUUCGUCAGUAGACGGCGAUACCGAAACACACCAGUUCCUUGAAGCACUUCUAGCCCAUCUAUUGAAGCCUUUUUGCCUGUGA